AUGCCAGUUCCCGUCCCGCUUUACACGAAGCAGCCUGCUCACCCGGUGAUCAAGACCAAUCGGUCCAUCGACUCAGAUUACGAGCCAUCGGUAUUUCAGCACUUGACUCAGCCUCCCCUGCCUCCCAGAGGCCCUCCGCCCUCUCUCGCGACGCGCGAGGAGUGGAUUAGUUCCUUGCCAUCGUGGAGAAGAAACAAACCUCGUCGCAUUUGGGAGGAGGAUAUCGGCCGCUUCCAGGGGUGUGUGCCUCAGGAUUUUGAGGAAGGGUUGGCUGUUGCGGGGAACGCAGCGGUCAGUAAAGGAGCACCUGCGCAAGCGUGCAUUCCGCCCGUCUCUACCCUCGUCACCACUGCCGGUUUGGCCCUCUCAUCCCCCCUCAUCGACAUGUACCCCGAUCGUGGAGUUGAACCAGAUCACAGGAUGGAUAUCUACUCGCCAACCACUCAUGGUUGGCCGUACGAAGUCGGCCCCCAGUUCCCUACCCACCCAUCCGCGAACAACGAGGAGUAUGAAGAUCUGACUAUGGAGAAUGACUCUGAUUCAGCCAUGGACUAUGGCCAGUACGAUAUCGGCCGCUCUGCACCACUUGGCGACAAUGGUGAAGACGGCGGUUCAAGUGGGCUCUAUAUAGAGCAGGACUAUCAACGCGGCGCGUUCAGCCCUGUCUUCGAGGAUAUAUCCCCCGAACGUGCAGAUAUGCAUGAUCCUGCGUCCAGCCCUAUGGGGCCAGCUACCCCCUUCGCAGACUUCGUUGAUAGGGCAGUCGCUGAAGCCCAUGUGGUGAUGUCUUACGAUGCUGUUCAGCCCGUCAACAACUCUAGAGAGAUGCAGUAUGGUUACCACGACGAUUAUAGUGGCGAUGUGUGCUACGAGUGCCAAGCUUAUCGACAUGCCGAGCAGCAUGUGCAGGUACAGGUGCCAGUCCCAGAGCCUGUGGUCACUCCCACCGCGACUACCGCUUACAAGAGACUUGCUGAACCGCUGUCUGAGUGGAUCGCCACAUACGUUUGGAAAGUUUGCACAACGGGGACGAGUCUACCGCCUGUAUACCAGCCUACCGCGUACACCAAGCACUACUCGAGCAUGCCGCCUAGCCAUCUCGCAAGUUCAACUCAUGCCAUGCUUCUGUCUACGCUGCUACAGCCGUCUGCCGUAUAUCUGGCACUGUGGUAUAUUGUGCAUUUGCCUGUGUUCUUUGGCCCUACAGGUCUCGGGAGCCAGAAUGGCGUGGCUAACCGCUUUGUGGCCGAGUUCCUUGGCGAGGGCCGCAUGAGUCUCGACCAGGAUGCCAUCGAGGCGUAUGCCCCUUUCCGGCUGAUUCUCCUGGGAUGCAUGCUGGCGAACAAAUGGCUAGACGAUCACACCUUCUCCAACAAGACUUGGCAUACGAUCUCCCACGUGCCAGUGCAGUCCCUGAACAGACUUGAGUCCCUGGCGCUGGACCUUUUCGAUUACGAUCUGUCCAUCUCCCCCCAGCAGUGGUCAGAUUGGCUCUCCCAUCUUCUGUCAUACCAUGCGUCCCUAUCGUCGUCAUCCUGUCCUCAGCCCAUCUCUCGGCCAUCGAUGGACCCUCACACGAUAAUCCGCAAGGCCAUUGAGACACUGAUUCAGGCCGAGGCUCCAGCGAUUUGCCAGUGCUGCAAUGAGAAGAUCUGCACAUACUGUCCACCUGAACCGAUCUUCGUGGGUAUCGAAGGGAGAAGAGGGGAGAAGGUGGAGGUAGAGCAGCCGUAUGACGUCGACGUGCUGGAAAUCGAUCUGGACGAGGAUGGCCCGUUGAGAGAGGAGUACCUUCCGAGGCGUCGUAUCAGCGGGGCUGGCUCUACGCGUCGCUCACAGAUGCAAGAGAAGGCUAUGGAAGCGGACAGGAUCCUGCCUCCUCCGGCGAAGUGGAGCCCAUCGGCUGACGAGCCCAUUAUGCGUGACGGGACUCGAGCGCAUGCGCAGUAUGUGGCCGUACAACCAAUCAUGGCUGUUCCACCCCCACCUCCGCUGCCAUUCCAUCAGGUGCUCGAUCCUCAUCGUCAGACGUGGUCGAUGGCAGGCUAUGUUUCCAAGCAGGAGCAAGUGUCCGCGUAUGGUGUCCCCGUCUUCCAGACUCAGGCGCCUUAUAUCGCCUACGAUUACACCUAUCCGUUGUCACAAACACAUUCGCGUUCACAGUCGCUUUCUUACCAUCAGGCGAUUGACGGGUCGUCCCAGGGACGUGUCCGCUCGUAUUCCCAGAGCAGAUACGAGCCAGGUUAUAGUGAAGUGCGAUUCUCUUACAGCCAGUAUCCUCCGCCGAAUGUUCCGGUCAGCCGCUGGCUGAAUGUUGACCCUCGCUAUGCCAAGUGCUACGAUGCCCCUAUCAUAUCUCAGCAGAGGACCUCCCUGCAAGUGUGA
Molecule: messenger RNA, 2385 nt
Organism: Sparassis crispa
Lineage: Eukaryota; Fungi; Basidiomycota; Agaricomycetes; Polyporales; Sparassidaceae
Exons: 3
Coding region: 1-2385 (794 amino acids)
Biological process (GO): regulation of cyclin-dependent protein serine/threonine kinase activity
Cellular component (GO): cyclin-dependent protein kinase holoenzyme complex; nucleus
Molecular function (GO): protein kinase binding; cyclin-dependent protein serine/threonine kinase regulator activity
Source: RefSeq, a predicted model, not a curated record